Molecule: messenger RNA, 1868 nt
Organism: Alnus glutinosa
Lineage: Eukaryota; Viridiplantae; Streptophyta; Magnoliopsida; Fagales; Betulaceae
Product: probable inorganic phosphate transporter 1-9
Exons: 2
Coding region: 64-1722 (552 amino acids)
Biological process (GO): transmembrane transport
Cellular component (GO): membrane
Molecular function (GO): transmembrane transporter activity
Source: RefSeq, a predicted model, not a curated record
UAUAGUCAAAAGCUAAAUAAAAGGAAGAGAGAUAUCUCUAAGCCCUUGGAAAAUUUUCCAAGAAUGGCGUUGAAAGUUCUUUCAGCCCUUGACACCGCAACAACUCAGUUAUACCACUUCAAGGCCAUCGUCAUAGCCGGCAUGGGCCUCUUCACCGAUGCCUACGACCUCUUUUGUAUCUCUCCGAUCAUGACACUCAUCGGACGUGUGUACUAUGAAAAGGUUGAUAAGGAUGACUCGAAGUACAAGGUUCCACUUGCCGUCACUUCAACUAUGCUGGCAAUGGCUCUUUUGGGCACCACCAUCGGUCAACUUGUGUCCGGUUGGCUUGGCGACCGACUCGGAAGGCGUCACGUGUACGGGACUGCAUUGAUGAUCAUGGUGCUCAGCUCCAUAGGAUGUGGGUUUUCGAUAUGUAGGACGAGAAACUGUGUUCUGGUGAGUCUUGGGCUGUUCAGGUUCUUAUUAGGCCUGGGAAUUGGUGGAGACUAUCCCUUGUCGGCUACUAUCAUGUCGGAGUUCGCUAACAAGAGGACACGUGGAGCACUCCUAGCCGCGGUUUUCAGCAUGCAGGGCUUUGGGAUUUUGGCUGCUUCCAUGGUCACAAUGGUGGUGUCCAAGAUAUUUGAGGUGUCCAAGAUAUUUGAGGCUACAUCGGACCUAUCGACAAAGGAUCCGACGCAGGUGUCGACAAAGGAUCCGACGCAGGUUGAUAUUGCAUGGAGAUUGAUAUUGAUGCUGGGGGCAAUUCCAGCUGCGUUAACUUUUUAUUGGCGUAUGAUGAUGCCCGAAACUGCAAGAUAUACAGCUUUGGUGGAGCAAAAUGUGGUCCAAGCGGCUAAGGACAUGGAGAAAGUGUUGGAAAUUUCAAUGAGUCAGAUUGCGGAAGAUUAUCCACUGCCACCAAGAGAACCACCCUAUCCCCUCUUCUCCAGGCAGUUCUUUCGUCACCAUGGUCGUGAUUUGUUUGCUUGUUCCUGCUCAUGGUUUCUUGUCGACAUUGUCUUUUACAGCAUCAAUCUCUUCCAACCUCAGAUAUACGGAAAUCCACUGGAUACACACAAAAAUGCCUAUCGAAAUGCUUUUGAACUAGCAAAAAUCCAAGCAAUUAUCACAGCCUGUUCCACAAUUCCAGGCUACUGGUUCACCGUCUAUUUCAUUGAUCGUGUUGGUAGAGUCAGAAUCCAAACAAUAGGUUUUAUAUUGAUGGCAGCGGUUUCUUUGGCAAUUGGGAUACCCUAUAUGCUGCAUUGGCAAGAUCAUCACACAGGUGUAGGUUUCAAGGUCCUCUAUGGCCUUAUCUUUUUCUUCUCAAAUUUCGGACCAAACACCACCACCUUUAUAGUGCCCGCUGAGCUUUUUCCAGCAAGAUUUAGAUCAACAUGUCAUGGCAUUUCUGGGGCUGCUGGGAAGGUGGGGGCAAUUAUUGGUUCUGUUGGAUUUUCCUUGGCUUUACAUACUAAUAAAAAGAAGAAUAGUGAUCCCAACCCAAUUGGAAUGACUGUCACAUGGGUAAUACUUUCCGGAGUUUGUGUUAUGGGAGCGGUGGUGACAUUUCUUUUCACGCCUGAAACUAUGGGGAGAUCAUUAGAGGAGAAUGAGAAUGAGAAUGAUAAUGAACCCAGAGAGCUGCGUUUGCGCAGCAGACUUACAGGUUCUACUAGCGUGCGGUCACUACUCGAUCCGUCUCCCAGCCAUGAAGCUAGCGCUGCUGUGGCCUAGAGACCCAUGCAUUUUUCUGUCUCUAAUAUUUACGUAUGUGUGUGUUUCAUGUGAUCACAAGCAUCAUGCUUAAUUAGACUAUUAUUAUAAAUAAAUUGUAUGUCAUAUGUAAUAUUAUUUCAGAAAAAUAUAAUCUUUUCAACACA